This is a messenger RNA of Pseudomassariella vexata, 753 nucleotides long. RefSeq names its product NAD(P)-binding protein. The record is from RefSeq and is a predicted model, not a curated record. NCBI's taxonomy places the organism in Eukaryota, Fungi, Ascomycota, Sordariomycetes, Amphisphaeriales, Pseudomassariaceae. The coding region runs from base 1 to 753 and encodes 250 amino acids. The transcript has 5 exons.
AUGGGGAACCCAACAAUCGUCUUCAUCACCGGCGUAGGGAAAGGCAUCGGAGCCACCCUGGCCCGCAUCUAUCUUGCGAGGCCGAACCAUGCUGUCAUCGGAAGCAUCCGCGAUGAGACCACAGAAGAAGUCGCCGAGCUCAAGAAGUUCCCCGCGGCCAAAGGCACCAAGCUUCUCCUUGUCCACAUCGACAGCGCGUCUCUCGACGACCCUCAGAAAGCGUUGAGCAAGAUCCAAGAUGCAGGCAUUGACCACAUCGACGUGGUCAUCGCCAACGCCGGUGGAUACCCGCCCGUGGUCGAGCUGGACAGUGUCUCGCGCAAGGAUCUGCUGAGCUGCUUCGAGGUCAACGCUGCAGCGCCGCUGCUGCUCUUCCAGACCUUCAAGCCCCUUCUCCAGAAGGCCAGCGCGCCCAAGUGGAUUGCCAUCUCCACGAGCGCCGGAUCUGUCGGCUACAUCGGCGUCAUCGGCUCGCACAUCCUCCCUGCCUAUGGUGCCUCUAAGGCCGCGUUGAACUGGCUUACACAGUCGAUCCACUUCCAGAAUGAAUGGCUCACGGUUGUGGCCCUGCACCCAGGUCUUGUUCAAACGGGUCAAGGGAACUGGGUGGCUCGCAAGGUCGGUCUGGAGCAGGCCCCAACCACUACGGACGAAAGCGCUUUGAGCAUUGUCAAAGUGAUCGACGAUGCUACACGUGAGGCUACCUCUGGAAAGUUCAUCAGCGCAGUGGAUGGAACUGAAGUCCCUUGGUAA